AUGGCAAACGGAAACGCAAGCAGCGAUGGGCCUGGGAACCCCUUGGCGGCCGUGGUGUCCACGACAGGUGGCGUAAUGGGUGGAGCACCUUCCUCGGCCAUAUCUACCUAUGUGAAACUUGUCCUUCUGGGCUUGAUUAUCUGCAUCAGCCUGGUGGGAAACUUAGUGGUAUCCCUGCUAGUGUUACGGGACAGAGCCCUACACAAGGCACCCUACUACUUUCUUCUGGACCUCUGCCUCGCCGACACCAUCCGCUCGGCAGUCUGCUUUCCCUUUGUCCUGGUGUCUAUCAAGAACGGCUCGGCCUGGACUUACAGCGUGCUCAGCUGCAAGGUGGUGGCCUUCAUGGCCGUCCUUUUUUGCUUCCAUGCUGCCUUCAUGCUGUUCUGCAUUAGCGUCACACGCUACAUGGCCAUUGCCCACCACCGCUUCUACUCCAAGCGAAUGACCUUCUGGACCUGCAUUGCGGUGGUGUGCAUGGUCUGGACGCUGUCAGUCGCCAUGGCCUUCCCACCUGUCUUUGACGUCGGCACCUACAAGUUCAUCCGCGAGGAGGACCAGUGCAUCUUUGAGCAUCGCUACUUCAAGGCCAAUGACACGCUAGGCUUCAUGCUGAUGCUUGCUGUGCUAAUCCUGGCUACUCAUGUGGUCUACAUGAAGCUCCUGCUGUUCGAAUAUAAGCACCGAAAGAUGAAGCCAGUCCAGAUGGUUCCAGCCAUCAGCCAAAACUGGACCUUUCACGGACCUGGAGCCACAGGCCAGGCAGCCGCAAACUGGAUAGCAGGGUUCGGCCGUGGCCCAAUGCCCCCCACUUUAUUGGGCAUCAGGCAGAACUUGCACAACCAGAACAGACGCCUGCUAGGCAUGGAGGAGUUUAAGGCCGAGAAGCAGCUUGGUAGGAUGUUCUAUGUCAUCACCUUGUUUUUUCUGGUGCUCUGGUCCCCGUACAUUGUGGCCUGUUACUGGCGGGUCUUUGUGAAGGCGUGCACCAUCCCGCACCGGUAUCUUUCCACCACCGUGUGGAUGAGUUUUGCCCAAGCUGGCGUGAACCCCAUCAUCUGCUUUUUCCUCAACAAGGACCUGAAGAAGGGCCUGGUGGCCCACCUGCCUCCCUGCUGUAGAACUCCACCUCAACUGCCCCGUGAGCCUUACUGUGUCAUGUGAAGAUGAGUGUUCAUUCAUAAUGUUUUU
This is a messenger RNA of Carassius auratus (goldfish), 1191 nucleotides long. RefSeq names its product probable G-protein coupled receptor 173. The coding region runs from base 1 to 1164 and encodes 387 amino acids. Gene Ontology annotation, biological process: G protein-coupled receptor signaling pathway. NCBI's taxonomy places the organism in Eukaryota, Metazoa, Chordata, Actinopteri, Cypriniformes, Cyprinidae. The transcript has a single exon. The record is from RefSeq and is a predicted model, not a curated record. Gene Ontology annotation, molecular function: G protein-coupled receptor activity. Gene Ontology annotation, cellular component: plasma membrane.